AAGAGGAGACGCAUAUCGAUAGUUAUGUACCUACCUCCAGAUGAACUCUAUGACAUCAGGCCAUCCCAUCCAUCACAUAGGGUAGAUACAUCACAUCCAUCACAUCCAUCACAUACCUACAUCACCUUCCAUCAUGUCCGUGGAUUCUGGUCGAGGAGAGCCCAUGGAAAAGACCUGCACCUGUGUGCCAUCUCCAUGGCCAUCUUGGGAACACCUUUACCUUUAUCUUUCGAACGGCACAUCCAUCAGGUUCGUGUCUCUCAUUGUUGCCGGAUUCUCUGCCCGUCUCUCUCCCGGCCUGGUUAUCAACAGUACCUAUCAUACAUACAUGCAGGAAGGAUCGCAACUCCGCUGUGCAAGCAAAGCAGAAAAACGGAAGGAAAAAAAACCACCUCCCCCUCGGAAACACAAACCUGCGAGCGUUCUCUCUUCCAGCCAGACGAGAAUGCCAUCACCGCCGCCAAACAUACCCCAUGCAGCGCGGGUAUAUCAUCCCCCAGCGUCUGGCGGCCCCUGAAACCACAACCCCCUUCCAAACGGUCGUCUCGUGGAACCCAAGAAGUGAUCGGUAUGUAAGCAGACACCACCCUCAAAACCACGCACACAGCAAAGAGAUCGAACGGCUACAGGUGCAGAUGUCUCAGAUGCGACAUUUCCUUUGGCUGGUUGCUGACACGUACGCGCUGGCGCUGGUCGAUAACUUAUGCUUAUGGUUGUUGCUCCCGAGCAUCCCCUGCAGCACUACGAUAGUGGUCGUGGUAGUUCGUGCACAGAGAAAAGUCUGUAGAUAUGAUACACCGAUCCCACAAACUUUUGGACUUCCGGCCAGGUCCUUUACUCUUCUGUAUGUACGUAAGGUACUGGAGAUAUGGGCUGUGUCCUGUAUAGUUAUGCGCACGCUUGCGGAACCCUACAUGGAGUACACGGAAAUUCCUGACGGAUCGGAUGCACAUGUCCGCUGCCAUUAUUGUCAAUCGAACCGCCGUUUGCACGUAAAUCUACAUGGCUAUCGGGGACAGCUUCAGGAAGUCAAGAAGACACGAUAGCUACUACAUAUACCUAGCUUCCCUCUGUCUGGCGUUCCAGGAGCUCGAAAGGAACGAGAAUUCCUCACCCAAACCACAC
This is a messenger RNA of Tricharina praecox, 1125 nucleotides long. RefSeq lists its product as uncharacterized. The record is from RefSeq and is a predicted model, not a curated record. The transcript has a single exon. NCBI's taxonomy places the organism in Eukaryota, Fungi, Ascomycota, Pezizomycetes, Pezizales, Pyronemataceae. Bases 474 to 1046 code for a protein of 190 amino acids.